Hippopotamus amphibius kiboko is the source of this 764-nucleotide messenger RNA. RefSeq names its product 14-3-3 protein theta-like. Lineage: Eukaryota; Metazoa; Chordata; Mammalia; Artiodactyla; Hippopotamidae. Gene Ontology annotation, biological process: signal transduction. The coding region runs from base 74 to 754 and encodes 226 amino acids. The record is from RefSeq and is a predicted model, not a curated record. The transcript has a single exon. Gene Ontology annotation, cellular component: cytoplasm.
GACGUGAAGGCCCCGCGCACGCCUCCUCACCAUCCGGGUCGGUGCCCGCCCUCGCUGUGCUGUCCGCGGCCCCAUGGAGAAGACGGAGCUGAUCCAGAAGGCCAAGCUGGCCAAGCAGGCCAAGCGCUACGACGACACGGCCACCUGCAUGAAGGCCGUGACGGAGCAGGGCAACGAGCUGUCCAACGAGGAGCGCAGCCUGCUCUCGGUGGCCUACAAGAACGUGGGCGGGGGCCGCAGGGCAGCCUGGAGGGUCAUCUGGAGCAUCCAGCAGAAGAGCAACGCCUCCGACAAGAAGUUGCAGCUGAUUAAGGACUACCGGGAGAAAGUGGAGUCCGAACUGAGGUCCAUCUGCACCACGGUCCUGGAAUUGUUGGAUACGUAUUUAAUAGCCAGUGCAACUAAUCCAGAGAGUAAGGGCUUCUACCUGAAAAUGAAGGGAGACUACUUCCGGUACCUUGCUGAAGUUGCUUGCGGUGAUGAUCCGAAACAAACGAUAGAUAAUUCCCAAGGAGCUUACCAAGAGGCUUUUGAUAUAAGCAAGAAAGAGAUGCAACCCACACACCCAAUCUGCCUGGAGCUGGCUCUUAACUUUUCUGUAUCUUACUAUGAGAUCCUUAAUAACCCAGAACUUGCCUGCACACUGGCUAAAACGGCUUUUGAUGAGGCCAUUGCAGAACUUGAUACACUGAAUGAAGACUCCUACAAAGACAGCACCUUCAUCAUGCAGUUGCUUAGAGACAACCUAACAUGAUGGACAUCAG